AUGAGGCGGCAUAGUUGGAUAUUCUUAUUUGGAUUCAUUUGUUUAGUUGGAGCUGAGCCCGAACCUUUGGUAAAUUUUAAUGAUUGGCACUGUGGAGCUAGCAGCAUUGAUAAAUAUUUAUCACAUCAGACGGUUUACGAAGAUUGUCCUAACUUGAUGCGUAAGUUUUUUGUUUAGUUUGGUUCAGGUUUUAUUGAAGGAUGUGCUAUAUUACACUUGAUUGCUGUGGGUGGUUAGGGGUUUUGAAAGAAUUUGCAGGUUUUUGAACAAAUUGAAGGUUUUUGUUAUUAAAAUAAGAUAGAGGAGUAUCUUAGCUACGUUUUAAGUGUAAUUCUAGCUUCUUUGUCUUUUCUUUAACAAAAUUAAGAACAAUAUUACGUUACCUAUAUUAAAAUUUUCUCUUUCAGCCGAUGUCAAUGACUGCUGCCGAGUUCACGAUAACUGUUAUGUAAUUCAUGCUUCUCAACAAGAAUGUGAUGCUGCGUUUUGUGAAUGUUUAUCAAACCAUAUGAAAAACGUUUGUCCUCAAGUUGCAGACAUGUUUUGUGCCGUUGUUCAGAUCUUCGGGAAAGCAGCACAUCAAAGUGCAUAUAAAGGAAACAUCACUGUCGUAGAAGCUUCACCAGCUCUUGUUGAUAGUAAAAAUGGAAACCAAGGGUAUUCUGAUGUUGUAAAAGUUCCUUCAGAAGCUGAUCCAGACGUUAGAGUUGAUCAAAAUUCAAAAGCAAUCGAAAUCGAUCCAAGUCUUGUUGUUGUUGAUGCGGUGCCAGAAGAUUCAGACAAUAAUGUUGUACUAGAGGAUUCGAGCAAUAAUGGACAGGAUAGCAAAAGAACAAACUCGUUUUUGGAUGAAGUAUCAGCAGAUGAAAGUGGAUUGAAUGUAGUGGGUAAUGAGGUGAAGGUUGAAGUCAUGGAUAAUAUGGAAAGGAACAAGUUGAUCGACUUGAUGUUUUUUGUCAAUGAAUAUGAGAUGUGCUUUGUGAGGGAUGAACAAGGUUGGUUAACAAUUGAUUUGAAGGAUCUUUUUUAACUUUUAAAUCUUUUAAAUAAAGUUUUUGCUGUUUAGGUACAUAAGAUCAGUUUUUCAGUUAGUUUUUGUCAAUAUAGACCUUAUUUUAGCUCUGGAAUACUGCAAAGUAAACGCCAACGAAUUCAUUCGAGUCGAAAUAGCAGAUGGUCUCAAAUCAACCUGUAAUUGCUUGUUAAACAUCCUCAAGCUUGACCAACUGAGAUCUAACCGAAGAUGCAGAUCAAAGUUCGAAGAGUUUUGCCCGGUUGAUCAGAUCAAUGUCAAUGAACCCGAUGCAAAUUUUUGGGACACAACAAUGAGGCUGGGCUUCACGUUACCUGAAAAGAUUCUGAUCGUAUCUUUCUUCACACUGUGCGUGUUAUGUUGCGUUUUAAUUCCACUACAUUUUCAAAAGAGCAACAGGAAAGGGGAGAGCGUUAUUCACAGUACGUUUUGUUGUUUUUUGUUAUUUUAGAUAGGAAACUGGGUUGAUUUUAAAGGUUUUUCAAUGCGAAGUAUUUUUAGCGCGAAACCUAUCUUUUCAAUGUAAAACUAAUUUAUUUUUUGGAUUUUUUAUAAAAGCUUAUUUUUUUGCUAAAAGAGGAAUUUACGUCAUAUUUUACAAGCCUAAAGCCCGUCAAAAAAAACGAUUUUGUUUGAUAAAAAGCCUAUUGAAACCAGUCCCUUUCGAUGACACCUGAAAACAAGUGCUUUCGCAAGCGUCGCCUCAUUGGCUCAGGGGCAGAGCGUCUGUCUAGUAAACAGAAGGUCGCUGGUUCGAUUCCAGCAUGAGGCAGUUGUUUUUUUUGCUGAUUUUUCUCUAAAUUGUUAUUCUUUUUUGGUGAUAACAACUUGUAUAAAUUUCUAAUGUUAUUUCGAAAUCAUUAAAAUGAUUUUAGGUAUUAUUUUUUAUUAAGACUUGAUUAAAAAUUAAGAUUUUUCGGUUAUUGACAGAUUUUUUUUUGCCAAUUUUUGUCAUUUUAGGUCCAUUCUCAACAUUCAAUCACGAAUCCAUCUUUCAUCCAAAACAUCAGCGUGUACCGGACAGUCAAGCCUACCUUGUGGAUUCGGAUGAAGAAGAGUUUGCGUCAAAUUCCUCAAAUUCAUCUACCAAUCUGCCAAUGUUACCAAUGAAGGUGGAGCUGGCUGAAGACGCCUUGAAUUCGGACGAUGUUCGGUCUACUGGGUCUUCUGAUUGCUAA
Messenger RNA from Bursaphelenchus okinawaensis, 2211 nucleotides. NCBI's taxonomy places the organism in Eukaryota, Metazoa, Nematoda, Chromadorea, Rhabditida, Aphelenchoididae. The record is from the annotation of a GenBank genome assembly.